CCACAUCUUUGCCCGUCACAUCCUCUUCUCACUCUGCGAUUCGACCGCCACCAAGAACAUCAACCGCCCCCAAUAUGCACCUGUCCACCAUGUGUGCCGACCCAUGCAGCUUCUGCAGGCCCUCGCCUUGCAGUUUCUUGGUCACUUUUGCCAGCUGUUGGUCAAUUCCAUCUCAAUGUUUCCUUCGGCGGUCAACCUGACGGCCUCUACUGCGUACUGAUUGCACCUCAAAAUGCUCUCCCGUCAUUCCGGCGUUGCUCCAAUGGCAGCUGGUGAAAGAGUAGUGUUACCUGCGCUCUACGGCCCUUCCCAUCAUCUUAUGGCACAUGGCACGACCGAACCAACAAAAACUCAGUUCCGCUGUUCCAGAAGUUACUGAAGCAUAUCUGUGGCCGUCAGCAUCCGCAUCUUCCACGCCGUGGGAUGCCGCGACUGCCGCUUACGUUUCUGGACUGGCAACCUCCGGGUACACAGACAGACUUCUUCACCGAGGACGUUACCUCGACGGUAUUCCAAAGUCGUUUCCUGUUUAUACAGCUGCCUACGACCACCCUCGUUCAGUUCAAGUGUCUGGACAUCGACCCAGACGACAUCGAUAUGAACUAGCGCUGCGGCGACGUUGGCAAUCUGGACAUCUUACCUCCCGCCGAUCACACUCUUCAUUAAUGGCGCCCGGAACCAACGCAUCCAUCCCGCUUGCCAUCCCUGGUCUUCAUCUUCAAUAGUCGUUGUCUGCCGAGCAAACGGCCGUACCUUUGCCCAAGAGCUUGCAGCUUGCUCCUGCAUCGCAUCCACACCUCUAGCGCCCACGCACCGGCCUGCAUUGUGUGACAUCCGCCCGCGGGGAACGACCAGAAUCGCGGCCAGCCAAUAUUAAAGUACGGUCAGCCGCUGGGCCUUGUGCCAUUCACACUCGCCCAUCCGACCCAGAGAAGCCCUUCAUCCCCCAUCUGGCUUUUCAUUGCACGACCCCAUCGAGGCCGCAGCCCAUCCGACCCCCUCCACAUGGAAUAUUCGCCGUCUUAUCACAUAUCCUCUGCCUUUACACAUGUCACCACGCUUGACUGAACCCGCUUCCCAACCGAAUCUGUAGGCAACGUGACGAGACUGUCGAUAACAGAGGUGUGCUCAUCACGCCGCCCACACCCCAGAGUCAACAACUGGGACCUCUCCACUUCGGAGCGUCUCCGAUCUCACCUCCAUAUAUCCCCUGGUGGCGCCCCCAAUUCGCGCUUCGCCGUGCUCCCGUCUGUUUUCCUGCCGGUCGCUCGUUACUCCGCCAAAGCAUAGCAUCGCAUUGCAUCGAACCUACUCAUCUUGGCCCCGCUACCAAGGGUUCUUGCACACAUCACGCAACACCUCGAUUCUUCUCAGCUGGCAACACGAUCAACCGACCAGCGAGGGGCAGGUGUCUUACGAUCUCGACGACUCCCGGCCAUUAGACUCUUUCAGACUGCACCGUAUGUCGACAUAACUGUACAUUUCCGCGCGCAGUCGCCUUACCGCGCAGUAUAAUUCAAGUUCUGUCGCCUUGCUGCAAUGGCUACUCGUAUCCGCGACCUGGCAGACGCUGCCACCAAAACGGCAGCACAACUAGCCAAGCGCAUUGCCAUCACGCCCAAACCCGACAGUCCGCCGGGUUUAAUCGAGGCCUUAACAGUUGACCCUUGGUCCAAGUCUGGGAAAUAUGGCAUGGGCUGGACUUACUUCGCGCUGGCCCUCAUGGGAACAGUUCUGUUUAUGCGAUCUUGGCACUUUUGGCAAGACAAAAUUCGCCAAGCCAUCUACAAGCAAGAAGUGGAGGAAUACUAUGCCAAUCUCUACAACACUGAUCCCGACUACGCGCACGCCGUACAUACGGGACAAGCACAGCACUUCUUCCCCGACUCUGAAGGGCUUGGCGAGAAGCAAUUCAAGCCAAGGGCUCACUUCUCCUCAGUUGGCUUCGUUAACGAUACCUUGGCCCUCUUCCGCUGGGUCUUUUACCGGCCGAUUCCCGACUUUGUAUGGGGUAGCCACCGGUUCACAUUCUCCUCCCUCGCCGUAGUUACCUGCGGUCUCAUCGCUUUGGCUUUUGUGACGCUCUACUGCUUUCUCCAGCAACCACUCUACUGGCAGAGCAUUCAAUUCGGUUCGCCACCCGUUGCUAUUCGAGCCGGAAUGAUUGCUGUCGCAUUGACACCUUGGAUCAUUGUGACCAGCAUGAAGGCAAAUGUCUUGUCCAUCCUGAUUGGCAUCGGGCCGGAGCGCCUCAAUGUCUUCCACAGGUGGGCAGGCUACCUCUGUCUGUUUCUGUCGCUUGUACACACCAUUCCAUUCUACGUUCAGCCAGUAUGGGACGACGGUGGCAUGGAUGUCUUUUCUCGCCUAUUCCCCGGCGGCAGCGGCGUCAUCUACGGUACUGGUAUAGCCUGUCUUGUGCCACUGGUCUGGCUUUGCGUCGCAUCUCUGCCCUUCAUUCGCCGAGUCGCAUACGAGCUCUUCGUCAUGCUACAUGUACCUGUUGGCAUGGUGUAUGUUGGGCUCUUGUUCUGGCACACCAAGAAUUACCUUGCUUCUUGGGACUACCUGUGGGCAACAGUCGGCAUCUGGGUUCUCUGCUAUGCCAUUCGCCUGAUAAACCUCAACUGGACAAGACCAUGGCGACUGAGCUUCAUGGUCGGAGAUGAAGCGGCCAUUAGCCUUCUCGCUGAGAACGCCAUCAAGAUUACGAUCCCGACUCAGAUGAGGUGGAAGCCUGGCCAAUAUGUUUACCUUCGCAUGCCGGGAGUCGCCUUUUUCGACAAUCACCCUUUUACCAUCUCGUCGCUCUGCAGCGAGGAUUUCCCCUCCGAGUACGGCGAGCAGUACCGUGAUUGCGUGCUGGUUUUCAAGCCGUAUGGUGGUUUCACGCGGAAGGUCCUCGACAUGGCUAUCGAGAGGGGGCCAUUCCACACAUAUCGCGCCUUCUUGGAUGGGCCAUAUGGAGGCAUGCGAAGAGACCUAGCAGCCUUCGACACCUGCAUCCUCAUUGCCGGUGGGAGCGGCAUCACGGCUUUGAUGUCGCAAUUACUCAACUUGAUCAAGCGCAUGCGUGAUGGGAAAGCCAUCACGCGCAAAGUGGUCGUGGUAUGGGCCCUCAAAAGACUCGAAGCCAUGGACUGGUUCCGUGAAGAGCUCAGAAUCUGCCGCGAGUCUGCGCCGCCAGAGAGUGUUACUUGCAAGUUUUUCGUCACUUCAGCAGUGCGCAACCGGGCCAUGAUGAUGGCUGGCCACGAUCGUCCUGCACCGAGGGCCUUGAGUCACAUGUUCCAUGACAAGCUCGAUGGCUUCGUGGCAGGAAUUGCUUCCAAGCGCAAUUCUGCUCUCAUCCAGUCUGUAGCACAAGGCGAUCCUGACCGAGAGCAGGAAUUGCGCGCCGAGCAAGAGGAUAGAAUCACCGCCUUACCGCAACAGAAAUAUUUACAACCACAUCAAUACCCACCUCCACCCCCAGGACCACCACCCUCUAAUCGCUUCUCUGCCCAGGAAGAGUCGUUGCGUAAGCUUGAGGGCCGCGAAUACGAUGAGGAGGAAGAUAGAGAUUCCAAAAAGCGCGAGUUCCACUUCCCUCCCAUCAACACCAAAGGCGAAGUGCCGCACUUCAACUACGCACCUGCCUCCCCAAGGAAGAUCCCCGAGACAAGCCCGCGAAACUCGGAUGUGCCAAUACGGCCUCCAGAGCUGGCCCACUUGAGGACGACCAACCUCCCGAGCGCAGGUCAAACCCGUCCCACCAGCACGUUCGGCCCGCCUUCAGGCUUUGACUUUGGCUUCCCGGAGACGCCGACAGAGUUCCAAAAAAGCCUGAUGCGCUUUGCUUUCCCCGUGCCCCAUCAGAUCGAUGGCGGCUGGAGCGUCGAGUAUGGCCGGCCCGACUUGGGAUACAUGCUGAAAGAAUGGGCGACGGGCGGUGCCGACGGAAGAGGCAUCCUCGGCAGGCGAACGGCGGUAUUCGUGUGUGGGCCGCCAGCCAUGCGUGUUGGCGUGGCAAACACUGUUGCCCGGCUUCAGGCAGCGAUAUGGGGUGAUGACAUGCUCGAGGAGAUUUACUUGCACACUGAGAAUUACGCCCUCUAAAUCAGGGGCUUGUAUUUGUAAUGACUGGACGGAAAAGAUACCACGGAUGACAGCAUUUUACAUCCAUAAUAACGAGCCUUUUAUUUCACUUCAAAGAUCGAUACGUGCCUGCUUCCGGUGUACGUUGUUGAACCUCAACGAGUUCAUGCUUGUAGGGAAACCCAUGAGACAGAAGGUCGGAAUGAAGGAGGCAGACGUAGGCUGUAUAGGUCGGGAGCUUGUUUGACCUUGAUGUGUUUAGAGUCGUUGUCGUCGUGGUAACUCAGUGAGCCAAUAUCACAGCAUGUUAAGCAGGUAAACCAGCGAAACUUAUCACCAG
Colletotrichum scovillei is the source of this 4417-nucleotide messenger RNA. Its product is annotated as ferric reductase like transmembrane component. Gene Ontology annotation, biological process: intracellular iron ion homeostasis; copper ion import; iron ion transport. Gene Ontology annotation, cellular component: plasma membrane. The transcript has a single exon. Lineage: Eukaryota; Fungi; Ascomycota; Sordariomycetes; Glomerellales; Glomerellaceae. Gene Ontology annotation, molecular function: ferric-chelate reductase activity. The coding region runs from base 1540 to 4098 and encodes 852 amino acids. The record is from RefSeq and is a predicted model, not a curated record.